Molecule: messenger RNA, 1650 nt
Organism: Telopea speciosissima
Lineage: Eukaryota; Viridiplantae; Streptophyta; Magnoliopsida; Proteales; Proteaceae
Product: probable mitochondrial adenine nucleotide transporter BTL3
Exons: 4
Coding region: 342-1649 (435 amino acids)
Biological process (GO): transmembrane transport
Source: RefSeq, a predicted model, not a curated record
UCUGUACUGCGCAGUUCCCUUCCAUUUUAGUAAUCGCCGAUUCAUUGAUACAUUAAGACUUCAAGAAAGAGAAAAUCCGAAGCAAAAACGAACUGAACUGGAGAGAUUUUAAGUGUUCGACUGCGGCGAUGGCAGCAAAGACUAAGCAGAAUCUGGUUAUCCGUCACUGUCAUUGUUCGAACCCUAAUUUUAUGCGAUUCUCUCGUGCUCUUCAAGCUUCUGUUGUCUGAUGAUAAACUCAUGUCAGAAGCUCAAGAAACCCUAGCAAUCCAGUAUCGGAAGAGCUCGACCUCUUUCACCUGCUUAUCUCAUUUUUUACAAUUCGUUUUCGCAUUGUUACGAUGCUGGGAUUGGAAGCCUGGUUUAGGGAUUUGACUGCGUCGGAAGUUCCAGUUUCCAGUUCUGUUUUCUUUGUUGGUGGAGGACUGUUUUUGGAUUCUACUGUUCCUUCUUCAUUUGUUUCUUUGAUUUCGACUGGGAGUUCCUUGUGUGGUGGUAUUUCUAGUUCAUUAUCUUCUUCUUCUUCUCUCAGAAGUCGAAACCCCGUUAUUUUUGGGGUGUACCGGCGAGUUAAGGGAGAGUCGGGAGUAUUGGGUGAUGGUUUUUUGUCGGUAAGCCUGUCGAUUAAGGGGAGUGAUGGAUUUGUUCAGGAAUCAAAUGGGUUCUUGCACCAAAAUGGAGAGAAAAGUCCGGAGGAGGCGGUUGUCUUUGAAGAGGAUAAGGAGCAGAAGGUUCCGUUACGACAAUCGGGUGCCAUGAACACCACGAAGCAUCUUUGGGCUGGAGCAGUUUCUGCAAUGGUAUCUAGAACUUUUGUCGCCCCGCUGGAGAGACUCAAACUGGAGUAUAUAGUUCGUGGUGAACAGAAGAAUCUUUUUGAGCUUAUCAAAACAAUUGCUGCCACCCAAGGCUUGAAAGGCUUCUGGAAGGGUAACUUCCUAAAUAUUCUUCGUACAGCUCCAUUUAAGGCUGUAAAUUUCUAUGCUUAUGAUACAUAUCGAAAACAACUUCUCAAAAUGUCCGGGAAUGAGGAAACAACAAAUUUCGAGAGGUUCCUUGCUGGUGCUGCAGCUGGCAUUACAGCUUCUAUACUCUGCUUACCAAUGGAUACGAUCCGAACAAAGAUAGUGGCACCUGGUGGUGAAGCUUUGGGUGGAGUCAUUGGUGCUUUUCGUCACAUGGUCCAAACUGAAGGGUUCUUUUCCCUAUACAAGGGCUUAGUGCCCUCUUUAGUAAGCAUGGCACCCUCUGGUGCAGUUUUCUAUGGUGUGUAUGAUAUGUUGAAAUCGGCCUAUCUGCAUUCUCCUGAAGGAAGGAAAAGAAUCGAGCACAUGAAACUAGAAGGCCAAGAACUGAAUGCUUUGGACCAGCUGGAGUUGGGUCCCAUGAGAACUUUGCUAUAUGGUGCUGUUGCUGGUGCCUGUGCUGAAGCAGCAACAUAUCCCUUUGAAGUUGUGCGGAGACAGCUACAGAUGCAAGCUCAAGCUACAAAAUUAAGUGCAGUGGCAACAUGUGGCAAGAUAGUUGAGCAAGGAGGUAUUCCUGCACUUUAUGCAGGGCUCAUUCCCAGCUUAUUACAGGUUUUGCCUUCGGCUGCUAUUAGUUACUUUGUAUACGAGUUCAUGAAGAUAGUUCUCAAAGUAGAAUGAA